AAUUGCAACUGUGUGGGGAGAGUGAAGCCCCUCUUCAUUGAACACUCAGCAGUUCAAGCGCAAACACGAGUGCAUUGAACGACAUGGAUUAUUUUUUUCAUCCAUCCAACUCUCUUGGCCCUCAAGGCUUCUAUGGAUCAGCGCCGAUCGUUUAUAGUUAUGGAAUGCGGUCCUACUACCCUUCGCCUUUCCAUUCUUUGAGUAGUGCUUCAGCGAGUGAGAGGUCACCCUCUGCUAACCUGCUACCAAUGGAAAAUAUACAAAACUCAUUCAAGCAAGUAAUGGAAGCAAGAAUAGACACUCUUGAAAAAAACCAUGUGAAGCACUCUAAGAGGACAGAGAUGCAAGAUGCGAGUGAAGCUGCUCCAUCAAAAGAAGCCAGCCACAAAAAUGAAGAACGACUUUCAGACGAAGAAGGCGAAGACUCAAAAGACGACGAAGACGCUCCGUGGCAUCAUAAACAACCGUUCAAACACAGAAAAAGAAUGGCGUACAAUCGUGAACARCUUUUAGAACUUGAGAAAGAAUUCCACUUCACUCGUUAUUUAACCAAAGAUCGACGUUCCGAAAUGGCUUCUAUGUUGGAACUAACAGAGCGACAAGUCAAAAUCUGGUUCCAGAAUCGUAGAAUGAAAUGGAAAAAGGAUAACAAGCCAGUUAUUCCUACAAGCCGUGGCAUGCGAAGAGGCUUCACAAGAUAGGCCAGUUGUAUAUACAUAUAAUUCGCAUAUCAAAACAUGAUUAUAAACUGACAAUUUAAUAGUUUAAGGCGACGUAGAGAGUGUUAAAGCACGCUGCUUUUCUGACAUGCAAAUACAAAAACAAAUCGGGUUUAAAACAACGAAAAUUCGAGUCAGUUAGAAGCUUUGGCACUAAGAAUUUCGCCUUUUUUGUCUAAUAAUAAUAAGGAUAUUCUAGAAUGAUCGCCUUCUUCGUAAAGAGAAUUUUAAGUAUAAAGUCUGAAGUCGUGGCUUUGACAAGACUAGCGUCGCUUGUCUUUGCUAGUUUUAAGAAGGAAGCUUUGUAGCCUUCGUGUCUAACAUGCAGGGCCUGUGGGCUGAAACGAAUUAGGUGCGAAGUCAUAAUGUACAAACAAGCAAAAAAUGGUGUUACUUUUGACUCUGAUUGUCAGUCAAACUCACGAUUCAUACUUAAGGCUAUAACUAUUACUUCUACAAUAGAAAAAAAAUCAGUCAACGAAGCAACUAUAGGAGACAUUCUCGACUUCAAUAACUCUAGCCAUUUUCUUCUCUGCUCGCUAAAUGAAGCACUCAACUGGAAAAAAAAAUCCCAGCAAAUAAUGCACUUUCAGAAUUAUCAAAAUUGAAGCAAAUACUCUAUCUGUUAUUUAACUCAAAUAUUUUAUAAAGAAAUAUCUAUAUCUAUAUCUAUAUCUAUCUAUAUAUAUGUUCAGAGUUUUUGAUAUUUUUAUGUUAAGCAAGGAUUAUCUAAGAUGAUGUUAACUAAUCAAUCUAAACUUGGCAAUCGUCUCACGUCUUUUUAUAUUGUUACUUGAAAUUAUUAUUUUCAUGAUAUCUUAACUCUUUUUGGAGCAAAAGUAUUCAUUAACAUGACAUCGUACUAGAAUAUAAUUACUUUUAUAUAUUCAAUGUUAUUUGUGAAGAAUUCGAUCGAAACAAGACGAUCAAAACUAACUAUACCGGCGCUGAUCCUGAUCAGUUUUCCCUUCACCUUUUUGCGAAAAACGCUCACAUUUCCCUAAUUUUUCCAGCUUUAUUCUCCAAAGAUAUACMUUUUAGUUUUCUGUUGCUCUGAGGAUGGUUAAGUUCUAAAUCUGCGCACGUAACAAAUGAAUGUUAUAUAUGCUAUGUGAUGGUAUGUGACGUGAAAUAAAUGCCAUGAAAUACCGUAAA
Molecule: messenger RNA, 1874 nt
Organism: Actinia tenebrosa (Australian red waratah sea anemone)
Lineage: Eukaryota; Metazoa; Cnidaria; Anthozoa; Actiniaria; Actiniidae
Biological process (GO): regulation of transcription by RNA polymerase II; anterior/posterior pattern specification; embryonic skeletal system morphogenesis
Cellular component (GO): nucleus
Molecular function (GO): RNA polymerase II cis-regulatory region sequence-specific DNA binding; DNA-binding transcription factor activity, RNA polymerase II-specific
Source: RefSeq, a predicted model, not a curated record